This is a messenger RNA of Effrenium voratum, 788 nucleotides long. Lineage: Eukaryota; Dinophyceae; Suessiales; Symbiodiniaceae. The record is from the annotation of a GenBank genome assembly.
AGAGGCUCAAGUGUAUGGAGCCAGCAGCGAGCUGUUGGCCUUGCGCUACUCUUUUGCGAGCCUUGGGAUGUUGCGUUUUUUUGGCCAAUGCGCGCCAUCCGCGCGCCGGGCCCGGCGCUUUGCGGAUAUGGUGAACGUAACCUCGGCUCCGUGCAGCAACAUCCGAUGCGCUGCCGCCUCGGUGAAGGAAGAUGGCAAGCGAGUGCAGGUGGAGUUCACAGAUGGAGCCGAAUUUGAGCUGCAUGGACUCUGGCUCCGAGACGCUUGUCGGGACGAGAACUUUGUGUCGGAGGUGGCGGGGGAACGCUACCUGACGAGGACUGCCUUUAAGGAGAAGCAGUCCCACGCGGACGGCAAAGUGGCAGACGCCAAGGUGGUGGAGGGCAGUCUUCAGGUGAAAUGGGCGAACGAAGGUUCCUUGAGCGAGGUCGCCUCCAUCUUCCCCAGCAACUUCUUGCGAACCUACGCUGGCGUUGUGGGCAGGCAUCUGAAAGGAGAUCGCCAUCACACGAGCAAGGAGGCAUACCGAUGGCUAGAGCCCUACAGUGGAUUCAAGGGCGCACCUGCGCCGGAUCUGAAGCUGAAGAGCCUUUUUAAGAGCGACAACUUCUUCCAGCGGCGGGACUACAAAGCAGUCAUCAACAGUGACGAGUCGAAUCUGGAAAUGGCCCAAGCUCUUGUGCGACAUGGUGUUGUCAUCAUGGAGAAUGUGCCAACACCAGCUCUUUGGUACGCCUUUUUUUCAUAGAGGAACCUUUUAUGUUAUUGUCUUUGCCUAAGUAUCGGGC